AUGGGUUCUCAAGUCCCUAACCUCCCUGCACCCGUCGACCACCCCGACUCGAUGCUGUCCAGGAAAUUCGGACGGGAAACCGUCAACUACUUCGCCGGCAGCGCCCUCAACCGCGUGGGAUGGCUCCGCACCGAUCACACCUUUAUCAGGUCCGCGUUCCAAGCCAAGGAGACCAACUUCAUGCUUCUCAAGGACCUCAGCCCCCUCACCAGCGCCCCUUCGAAAUUGGCGUUUGUGUCUUUCGACGAUGUCAAGCCUGUGACUUCGGAGGAUCCUUUCGGCCCCUCUGAGGAGGAUCUCAUUAAGAACUUCGACUCAUCUGCUACUCGGCCCUUGAUCAUCUUCCUUGGUCUUGAGGAGGGCGCCAAGGUGCCGUUCGAGUACAAGGGUCUCCAGGGUCGGCCAUGGUUCGCCGUCGAUGUGACCCCGAAGGGAUCAUAUGCCGAUGCCGCCAACCAACUCAUUGAGGCUCAGGCCAGCAAGGGCAACGACUUCCUUCAGGGCACCAGGCAUAUUACCCUUGAACCUGACGCCGCUGGCAUCUAUGCCCAGGCCCGGUCACUUGCCGACUGGAACACCCGCAACAAGUUUUGUGCUGGGUGUGGACAGCCGACCUUGUCUGGCAACACGGGUUAUAAGCGUCUGUGUCCCUCGACUGACCUCGCGGGAUCGGAGACUCCCCGCGACAGACCCGAGUGCCCCACCCGCGGCGGCGGCGUUUCCAACAUCAGCUUCCCCAGGACAGACCCGACCAUGAUUGCCGCCGUCGUCUCUGCCGACGGUCAGAAGGUCCUCCUGGGCCGUCAGAAGAGGUGGCCUCCUCACUGGUACAGCACCCUCGCGGGCUUCAUCGAGCCCGGUGAAUCGAUUGAGGAGUCCGUUCGCCGCGAGGUUCUGGAGGAGAGUGGUGUCAGAGUCGGCAGAGUCGUUAUCCAUUCCAGCCAGCCGUGGCCCUACCCCGCGAGCUUGAUGAUUGGUGCCAUUGCCCAGGCCCUUCCGGAUGGCGAGACUAUCGACCUCGGAAAUGACCCUGAGUUGGAGGAUGCGCAGUGGUUCCCCUUUGAUGUUCUCAGGGAUGCGCUGAAGAACGGUACCAGUGGGCUGGGCGAGGCCGCUCCUGAGGGUUACAAGGAGGGUGGUCUCAGGCUACCUCCUCCUACGGCUAUUGCCAACCGUUUGAUGACUGCCGUGGUUGAAGGCUAUGCGACUACUAUCCCUAAGAUCGUGUCAGCGCCGGAAAACAGUUCUACUGGAAGCUGUCCGGGCGGCACCAGCUCCCGUCCCGUCAAGCUCCAUUCACCUCACCAUCCACAUCCCGCCAAUCGCGCCCGCCAUCGAACUGCCGGCGCCGACAAUCUCCAGCACCGUCGCGACCGGCUUGCGAGCAAGCGACUACAGCCCAUAAUGUAUCACCUUGCGAAGGGUCUAUACCUGCUGGCCACCAGUAAAGAAGAGUACUCCGUCAUCCUCCUCGGCCUCGACAAUGCCGGCAAGACGACCUUCCACGAGCAGGUCAAGUCGCUCUUCCUGCCCUCACACCCGGACCCGAAACUGAAGACCGUCCCGACCGUCGGCCAGAACGUCUCGACCAUCACCCUGCCGGACAUGUACCUCAAGAUCUGGGACGUGGGCGGCCAGCACUCGCUGCGCAAGUUGUGGCAGAGCUACUACGCCUCGGCGCAUGCCAUCGUUUUCAUCAUCGACUCGACUGAUAUCGGCGACGGCAACCUGGAGCACGACAGCUCGGGGCGUCUGGAGGAGUGCCGUCUGGUGCUCGAGGAUGUGCUGCAACAUUCCGAGACGGAGGGCGUGCCCGUGCUGGUGUUGGCCAACAAACAAGAUCGCGAGGACUGCGUCGAGGUCGUCAGGAUCAAGGAGGGUUUGGUGAAGAAGGUGUUUGAGGGCGAGAAGGCCAGCAGCAUUCGUGACUCGCGGGUAUUGCCUGUGAGUGCGUUGACAGGGACGGGCGUGAAGGAAGCGGUGGAGUGGGUGAGGUCGCGAGUAAAGUGGAACAAGGAGUCGAGGCCGCCGGUGAUGCGGUAG
This is a messenger RNA of Colletotrichum karsti, 2043 nucleotides long. Its product is annotated as NUDIX domain-containing protein. Gene Ontology annotation, biological process: NADP+ catabolic process; NAD+ catabolic process. Gene Ontology annotation, cellular component: cytosol. The record is from RefSeq and is a predicted model, not a curated record. Lineage: Eukaryota; Fungi; Ascomycota; Sordariomycetes; Glomerellales; Glomerellaceae. The transcript is spliced from 4 exons. The coding region runs from base 1 to 2043 and encodes 680 amino acids. Gene Ontology annotation, molecular function: metal ion binding; GTPase activity; NADH pyrophosphatase activity.